AUGUUCAAGUUUAUGUCCUGGAGCUUCGCAGACUAUGAAUCUCACCACACGAAACUAGCCGACACCCUACUGGAACGCGUCGCGAAUUGGUUGGUGAAUACCGCAUUGUUCGAGCAAGCGUGGACGCUCGUCUCGUUUGGCGGGAUGAACUGGUGGUGGAGUGAGCAGCUUUGCCUGUUCACAGUUGGAGCUUGGACUGUUUUCUUAUUCGAUCAAGGCUCUCGAUACAAAAUCAAACACGUAUGGGCGUACACUCUAUUGGGUCAACUCGUCGCGAUAUCCGUAGCUUCAAACCUCUUCGUACUCGCCAUCCUCGUCUCUCAACGCCCCGCAGACGAAGGCACAACGAAGCCCCAGCCAAACCCAAACUCUCACACUCGCACUCGCACACUCCCACCAGUCCUCUGGAUAAGCGUCCUAGUGGCAAUGGUGACCGUCUCCCUCAGUCCACUCACAGACAGUUCCUCGUUCCUACCCAACCUCCUCGCGAUGCACGCCCUCAUCACCAUCCCCCUUUUCUUCACCUCUGACCCACCCACAUCGCUUCCUCUGGACGCCAAUUCGGUUUACCUCCUCGUCUUCCUUUCGUCUAUCCCCGUCCGGUCUCGUAGUAUCCUCGCUGCGCUGGGAUCACUGCCUACGUUGGCGGCAUCAGGACAGCCCGAUACAACGCCGCUGGCGCUCUUUCGAGAAGCGUGGAAGACGCUGCAUUGGAACCCUGCCCAGUCGUCGAUUGGGUACGACGUGGUUUGGACGAGCGUAUCGUUUGUGGCCUAUGUGGCUCUGACCGAUCCCGACCUCUUGAAUGGGCGUAGCAGGUGGUACACCGUUCCCUACCUCGUUUUUGCCACACCUUUUGCGUCGGUGGGGGUUACGGCUCCAUACGUUCUUCGACCGCAGUUGGAGGAGGGUGAGGACGAUGAAGGUCUCAAGGAGGAGUGA
This is a messenger RNA of Coprinopsis cinerea okayama7#130, 942 nucleotides long. RefSeq lists its product as hypothetical. The record is from RefSeq and is a predicted model, not a curated record. The transcript has 3 exons. The coding region runs from base 1 to 942 and encodes 313 amino acids. Lineage: Eukaryota; Fungi; Basidiomycota; Agaricomycetes; Agaricales; Psathyrellaceae.